Molecule: messenger RNA, 1816 nt
Organism: Protomyces lactucae-debilis
Lineage: Eukaryota; Fungi; Ascomycota; Taphrinomycetes; Taphrinales; Protomycetaceae
Exons: 1
Coding region: 409-1731 (440 amino acids)
Cellular component (GO): cytosol
Molecular function (GO): asparagine synthase (glutamine-hydrolyzing) activity
Source: RefSeq, a predicted model, not a curated record
AGCAUGUGCGGCAUCUUCUGUGUCCACAAGCACCAGGACCCAUCCGGUGAUAUCCAGGCCUUCAAGCCUACCGCUUUGAAGCUUUCCCGCGAGAUUCGUCAUCGCGGUCCAGGUACGCCUCUCAAGAACGAUUGAUAAGAUCAAAGCUGAUGCGCUGUAGACUGGAGCGGCAACGUGAUUCGGAAAAACACCAUACUCUGUCAUGAGCGACUCGCCAUCGUGGGAGUUGAUACGGGCGCGCAACCUAUCGUUUCGAGUGACGGCAAGAUUGUCCUUGCAGUGAACGGUGAAAUCUACAACCACCUUGCCCUGCGCGAACAACUCAAGGCGCCGUAUGAUUUCAAGACGCACUCUGACUGCGAAGUGAUUCUUCCACUGUACCGCGAUUUCGGCACAGAGUUUGUCAACAUGCUCGACGGCAUGUUCUCAUUUGUACUGUACGAUGAAUAUCAGGACCGCAUCUUGGCUGCACGCGACCCUAUUGGCAUCACAACCUUGUAUCAAGGUUUCAACAGCAAGGCGCAGGAAACCUGCUAUUUUGCUUCGGAACUCAAGUGCCUGCACCCAAUUUGCGACAAGCUGAUUCAAUUUCCACCAGGCCACUACUUUGACUCGCUCACGAACGAGACAAAGCCAUACUUUCAGCCUACUUGGCUCACUUCUUCUGAAGUGCCUUCGCGCGAGUUGGAUUUGAAGGCUAUUCGGGAUACGCUUGAAGAUGCAGUGACGAAGCGUCUCAUGUCGGAAGUGCCAUAUGGUGUUUUGUUGUCUGGUGGUCUGGAUUCAUCCCUGAUUGCCGCUAUCGCUGCACGCAAGACUGCGAUUGAGCAGCAGAAGCAAGCUCAUGGUGAUGCGACAUUGGCAACAUGGCCACAAUUGCAUUCCUUUUCUGUGGGUCUCCCUGGCUCGCCUGAUUUGAUCGCUGCAAAGGAAGUUGCUCAAUUCCUCAAGACUAUCCACCAUGAGCAUACGUUUACGCUGCAGGAAGGUCUUGAUGCCUUGUCGGAUGUCAUUUUCCACCUCGAGACGUUUGAUGUCACCACGAUCCGUGCUUCCACGCCCAUGUACCUGCUCUCUCGCAAGAUCAAGGCACAAGGUGUCAAGAUGGUGUUGUCGGGUGAAGGUUCAGAUGAGAUCUUUGGUGGAUACCUCUACUUUGCAAGCGCACCCAAUGCUGCCGACUUCCACCGAGAGUGUGUUGGUCGUGUCAAGAACUUGCAUUUGGCAGACAACUUGCGAGCCAACAAGUCAACCAUGGCUUGGGGUCUCGAAGCGCGUAUCCCAUUUUUGGAUAAAAAGUUUUUGGAGGUGGUGAUGAACACGGAUCCAAAGUAUAAGGUCAUCACCAAGGAACGCAAGGAAAAGUACAUCUUGCGUGAAGCAUUUGAUACGCCUGAGAACCCGUACUUGCCGCACAAGAUUUUAUGGCGACAAAAGGAGCAAUUCUCGGAUGGUGUAGGUUAUGGCUGGAUUGACGCUCUGCGUGAUACGGCUGCUGCUCAAAUCUCAGACGAAGAGUUCUCGCAACCCACACCAGCACAGUGGGUGUUGGCGGAUGGAUCAGAGGAUCGUCCACAGACAAAAGAAGCUUGGUGGUAUCGCAAGAUGUUUGAUGCACACUUCCCAAAGCAGUGCGCAGAGACUGUCCAGAGGUGGAUUCCAAAAGCUGAUUGGGGAUGCAACAGUGAUCCUUCUGGCCGUGCGCAGGCGACUCAUGAGGCCAAGUACUAGACGUGUCUUGAUAUAAUUGCAUCUUGCAUCGAACUUUUCUCUACAUGGUCAGAUAGAAUUCGAUAGAUUAAGAGUCAAUUCUGCU